UUAGCGGCUUUGCUAACACAGCUGAUUAGCCGCUCCUACCCUGACCAGUAUCCGUCGCUCAUUUGACUUUUUCCGAACCGGGGAAGAUGGCACGAAUGGUGUAACAAAUGGCGGAUGUCGAGGGGCAAGCGCUUUGUCCAUCGCUGCCUCAGCAUCCAGCGUGUAACGGAACCGGGAGCGUCGACGUUACGCCGGACGCAGACGGCUGCUGCGGCAGUGGCUUCCAGAUCCCAAACAGCACCGUGACGUCGGGCCCACGGCUCAUCCGGAUAGUCAAGUCCGACUCGGGCUAUGGUUUUAACGUCCGGGGCCAAGUUAGUGAAGGUGGGCAACUCCGGAGCAUUAACGGGGAACUAUACGCCCCGCUGCAGCAUGUCAGCGCGGUCCUACCUGGUGGUGCAGCCGACAGAGCCGGUAUAUCGAAAGGGGACAGGAUUCUUGAAGUGAAUAGAGUGAAUGUCGAAGGCGCGACACACAAGCAGGUGGUGGACCUGAUCCGGGCAGGAGAGAGGGAGCUAGUACUGACUGUGCUUUCAGUCCCGCCUCAAGAAGCCGACUGUUUGGAUGUCGGGGACGAUGGCUCUGCCCAGUCCUGUUACGAUUACUCUGACAAGCAGGCCGUCCCCAUCUCUGUGCCUAGCUACAAACACACAGAGCUUCACCAGGAAAAGUUUGUGGUAUAUAAUGUCCAUAUGGCAGGAAGGCAGCUGUGCUCCAAACGAUACCGGGAGUUUGUGAUUCUCCACCAAAACUUGAAGAGAGAGUUUGCCAACUACAUAUUUCCUAAGCUGCCCGGGAAGUGGCCUUUUAGUCUGUCGGAGCAACAGCUGGAUGCGCGACGCAGAGGACUGGAAGAAUAUCUGGAGAGAAUUUGCUCUGUGAGGGUCAUUGGCGAAAGUGAUAUUAUGCAGGAGUUCCUGUCUGAGUCAGAUGAAAACUACAAUGGUGUGUGGGAUGUUGACUUGAAAAUAGCUGUUCCUGAUAAGACCACACUCACUGUCCGGGUUCGCAAAAAUUCCACCACUGAUCAGGUCUACCAGGCUGUGGUCAUGAAACUAGGGAUGGACAGCAUAACAGCCAGCUAUUUUGCCCUGUUUGAAGUCAUCAACCAUACUUUCUUACGUAAGCUUGCCCCCAACGAGUUUCCCCACAAACUCUAUGUUCAAAACUACACAUCAGCUAUCCCGGGAACCUGCCUGACAAUGCGCAAGUGGCUCUUCACUACAGAAGAGGAGACAUUGCUCAAUGAUAACCAACUUGCUGUCUGCUACUUCUUCCACCAGGCCUUGGAAGAUGUGAAGAGGGGUUUCAUCAAAGUAGAGCAGAAGUCCUACCAGCUGCAGAAGAUGGCAGAGCAAAAGAACAUGUCCAUGUAUCUUGCCUUGUUGAGGGGCUGCGCGGGCUACAAUGAAAUCUUGUUCCCUCACUGCUCGUGCGACUCCAGGCGUAAAGGCCAUGUCAUCGCAGCCAUUAGCAUUCAGCACUUCAAGCUGCAUGCCUGCACAGAGGAGGGGACACUUGAGAACCAAGUGAUUGCCUUUGAGUGGGGGGAGAUGCAGAGGUGGGACACCGAUGAAGAGGGAAUGGCCUUUUGCUUCGAGUAUGCGCGAGGGGAGAAGAAACCUCGCUGGGUCAAGAUAUUCACACCUUAUUUUAACUACAUGCACGAAUGCUUUGAGAGAGUGUUCUGCGAGCUAAAGUGGAGAAAGGAGGUGGCAGAGGAAGCAACAGACAAAGACAACAAGAACUGCUCCAACGAUGGUAUGUGUAGCAAGAAUAUUUUCCAGCUGUUGAGGCAUCGAAUGGAUGGACGCACCCAGCGAGGGAGAUCGUUACCUCUUGACUAUGCAUCGGAAUCCAUCACUCAGCUCAGCCCGGUACUUUUCUAAAUACAGAGAUGCUCGGUUGUUAAAGACAUGGUGGCAUUCCACCUAUCAGACACUCAAUCCCCAAACAUAUGAACCAGCAAACAUCUGCAAAGAAACAAAAUUGUAGAGAAUCCAUGAAUAAAGGACAUAAUGCUCCAUAUGCUUUAAGAGCAUCAAGAACAACAUUACUGAAAUGUGGACAAAGUGAAGUAAGUAAGCCCUAAUAGACUGAGAUGAACAGUAAAGGUAUUUUGUCAUUUUUAAAAGGAAACGGUUGGAAAUUUGGAGCACAGAAAGAUCAUCAGUCAGUUCUGGUAUGUGGUAACAAUGGAUUGCAAAAGCACGUAUCAACUGUUCUCAUAUGAGGUCCUGAGAAGGACGCAGACCCCGUAAACCUCAGCUUCAGAUGCCUUACAGAAGACAAGGCAACAAGCUGCUUUUGCCUUUACAAAGUUCUGCAAACUAAGUGGGAUGUUGAAAAAAAUUCAUUUUUACACAGUCGCACUGCAUCGCGAAAUCUCAGAAUAUGCCAUUACGUCUGCUUUAUGGCUCCAACACUACAAAUAUUUCCCUGCUCUUCUUAGUGCAGUGGCAGCAAAAUGGCAGGAUUCUUUUUCAAAACAAGCUUUCAGAUUUUUUUGUUUUAUUUUUUUAUGUAAUUGAUCAAUUUAAAGCACAUUGAAGAAAAAGUGUUGUUUGCAAAAGUUGUUCUAUUUCAGGGGUCUCCACACCAGUGCUCAAGGGUCACUGUGGGUCCUGGUUUUUGCUGACAGACUGUUUAACCAAUGAGGUUUCUGCUAAAUUAAGCAGCACCUGACUGCAAUCAACUGAUAGCCUCUGUAAGACACCAGAUUGGUUAAAAGUGUCGUCUUGUUUUGUUGGAAUGAAAUCCUGCACCCACUGCGGCCCUAUGUGGAAUAGUUCAGAGACCUCUCUUCUCUAUCUACAUGUACUCGGUGUGUUGACUCAUAUAUUUAGGGACAUAUUCUCCUAUGUGAUUAAGUCAUGAAAGCUGUGUAUUCCUUUGGUAACACACAGGGACUCUGUCUAAAGCCUGGACAGGAAAAGCACAAUAGAUAAAAAAAAGUGAAAAGUAAAACAUGGCCCUCGAUUUGGUCCAUCAUCAUACUUGUUACUCAAAACAUUGUUAUUUAACAAUAUUUUAUUUUUAAACAUUUUAUUUUUUACUUUCCUCAUUAAAAUGGAUCACAUCACCUCCAGCACAAGAUUGUGCUUGUGGUGUAUGUACCUUGGUAAUAUAAUAACAAUAUUGACAUAUCAGAUUCGUUUUUUGUUCACAGGUAAGUCAAAGCAAAAAAAAUUAUGAAAGUGACCGCGAGUAUCAAAAAAAAAAAAAAAGUUUGCGUCUCCUACUGUAUAAAUCAAGGCACUGCUGUGCAAGCAACUCAUCUGCACGCGUAUUGUGUGAUACUUUAAUAACGAUUCUUUCCAGAUGUCAUCUACAUAGAAAAUUGAAGGUGAACCCUGAUAAAAUAGCACAUUUUUCAUCUUGAAAACAUGGCUGUCUCUUAACAAAUUUUCUGAAAGUGGGAAAAUGUAAAACCUAUAGAGGCAGUGUAGUAAGGUGCAACAAGGCAGGCCACUAAGCUGGUUGCAAGUAAGUAAGCUGUAGAGCAAAGAAAUGUUGAUGCACCUUUUGCUCUAAAGGGAGAAUGCACUCGUAUUUUCCUAUGAGACUAUCAGUAAAUUUUUCAAAUGUGUCAGAUUGUAGCGAUUCAGACCGCUCUAGUGUUUUAAUUAGGUAAUACUGUAAUCCCCUUGUUGAAUGAAAUAUAUUUAUAUACUCUAUAUUCCAGGAUUUUAACAUGGUAUUUUAGAUUUAUUGUCAACAGUAGGAUUCAUUUUGCACUACAGUUUACUUAAAACUGGUCACUGACUUGAUAAUAACCCACUGUGUAUUCAACAGUGCACUAAACCCUAGUACAAUAUUACAAACAAGCCUACAAAUUUCAGUGUUUAUAGUGCAUUAGCAUGAGUGAAAAAAUCCGUGUUUACACGUCACACCAAACAGCAGGGACUCUUCUCUCCUGCCCGCCCGUUCUUCCAUUGGCAGUCAUUUCAUUGUCCUUACAGUUUAGAGUACAGUAGGCAGCCUUAAUUCAUACUUAUGGCAAUUCAUCACUGCAGAUGCUUUUUAGCUGUGUAGGAAAACUUUACAUUCAUGCUAAAUGUAAAGAUGCACAUUUCAUAAGGGCUGACCAAUAGUAGAUGCAGAUGAUGAGCUGUCUAAUUUAUUAUCCUGUUAUUGUUUUAAAAGUGAUUUAAUACAAAUGGGGAUAAGGUCUGGCGAAUGAGGAAUUUGUAAAACAAUGUAAUUGCAGCUUUCUUCUUUAACGUAAAAACAAUAUGCAACGUGACAUCCAUGAAACACGAGUCUACUGUAUAUAUUUAUUAUUUAUAUUUAAAAUCGUUUGAAGGGAAAGUUACCAGUUGUUAAUAUGAAAAUCAUUGUUUUCUUUUGCGAUGUUAAGACGUGCACAUAUUGAAUAGACAUCAUGAAGUGCAUAAUAAAGCUGUUUAAAAAUUUUGGUCUGCCUUUAUAAACAAAAUAAUGCUUGGUCUGACCAUAGUAUUCAUUUACAGUUAGUAUUAAAGCUACAUGUACUAGUGUAUUAAACUUUACUUGAAUAGUGUCAUUGGUCCAGCAUUUUUCUAUAACAGCUUUGAAUGUGCAUGGACUUUUUUUAAGUGAAAAUGUUCAUUAAAACAUUACCCGUAGCGUCAAUUGGUUGAUAUGUCAUCAUGCCACUUGUUUAAUGCCGGAACAAAUUAGCUCACAAAAUCACGAUGAAUUAUUCAUUACAGGGUAAAAAUAUAAUAAUGUAUCUCACAGGAUUUUAUGUUUUUUUCCUUUAAAAGUCUCCAGUUGAUUAAAGAGUUUCAACCAUGUUGAAGAGGUCGAAUUGAGUCAAGCCUAGAAUUGAGAGAUAGUUUGCAGUUCCGUUUUUUAUGUUUUAUUUAUUUUUUUACAGGCCUGUUCAGCAGAAUGUCUGAUGUGAUGGAUUUGUUGCCUUUAUUAAUGAUGGUAUAAUAAACCCCUACCAUCUAAUGAAUAAUACAGCCUGCAUAUUGUUCAUUUACGAUAUUAAAUUGUAAAGUAUCCUUGUAAA
This is a messenger RNA of Corythoichthys intestinalis (scribbled pipefish), 4999 nucleotides long. It is a transcript of the gene snx27b, whose product is annotated as sorting nexin 27b. The coding region runs from base 108 to 1889 and encodes 593 amino acids. Gene Ontology annotation, cellular component: early endosome. The record is from RefSeq and is a predicted model, not a curated record. Gene Ontology annotation, molecular function: phosphatidylinositol-3-phosphate binding; protein binding. The transcript is spliced from 13 exons. NCBI's taxonomy places the organism in Eukaryota, Metazoa, Chordata, Actinopteri, Syngnathiformes, Syngnathidae. Gene Ontology annotation, biological process: endocytic recycling; signal transduction; intracellular protein transport.